CGGUGGGUGACCCCCGCCAGCACCGGGGAACGCCGCUGCUUUCAUAAUAUAGAAGGAGUUGGGGUGGUUAUUUUGAGUUCUGUAGCGACCAGUGUUAUGCCAGGCAGCCUGAAGUUUUAAUUAACAACGUAUCAUCCUCAUGUAAGUAGUUAAUAGUUCUAUCAGAAAUCACCUGGCUGAGCUGAGGGAGGGGGAGGAAUUAGGCAGGUGUGGGGCUGAUCUUUCCCAGUCCCCCGAGAAUGCGAGGCACCUUCUGCAUUGGCUGGCGUGCACAUGAGCCACGAGCGCUGAGCAUCCUUCAGAAUCGAGCAACGUUCGUCUUCAUCUUCUGCAGCACAGCCAGUGCGAAGGGGCCUGAGCUGAAUUCUUAGAAGUAGUUCAUAAUCCCAAAUGCAUUUGGCAUUUUCCCAGUGAGUCUCCAAACACUCUGUCUCAAAAGUUCAGAAGAAAGAAUAUGCAGAAACUCUCGCUUAUCUUGGCUGUUUUGAGUAUUUUAAGCCAGUUGUAUCUGCCUGGAUUGGCUUCAUUCUGUCCCAUUCUAUAUUUUUCCUGACUUUGAUCUUUGGAACUUUCACUACCUGUUUCUGAACUGUUGCGGGUACUUUGAUGCUUGCCUGGACUGUCACUCCAGAUACAGGCCUUCACUUGUGUAUUUGUCCACCCUUCACAGGCCCAAGCGUCACUUUUCCUUAUUAUCUGGCUAGGUAGAUACCCUCAUUGUGUUAUCCAUAAUGCUUCCUUUACUCCAGGCUCGCUGGCAUUCUAGUGGCUUAAAAUUAAAUGCAUAUUUUCCUCUAUUACAAAGACUGUUUUGCAGAAUUUCAAGUGCUAAUACUGAAAGGCUUAUUUUCAUGGCCUUUAUUUUCCCAGUGGUACACCCUAUAAUCUUCACCUCAUCUUCACUUUGUUCCAUUCCAUUUUUUCCAUACUUUGUCUUUCUGUGCUAUCCUACUUUUACUAACGUAGAAAGGCAGGAUACAAAGAGGAUAAAGGGCUGGUCCAAGAGCAGUCGGAGGCACUAAUGCAUGCCUUCAUACUCUCAGCAAUAAUACACAUAAAAAAAGUAAAAACUAGAGGACUCAUCAUAGAAUCGCUGCCACAACUAAUAGGAGAAUUUUGCUCGUGACCUUCCCCUGGCCUUGCUCAUUCGCUGCUGCUAUAAAUUUUCUUCUUGCUGUUACCUGGUGGAUCCACGUUUUUAGGUACUUAGCAGCAGCAGCUCUAGCAAUCAAAGAAUUGUGAAACAUGCUCCCUGGGAUCCCACAUGAAUGUACUCUGCUGUUCUUGGAAACAGCUAGUCCAGUUUCCAGAUUCUCCGCAGUUUCACCUCCGCCAUUGAAACACACUGUACAAGUUACUCCCUCUGUACCACCGCUUAUUAUCAGUCAGAAAGCAGGCAGGCAAGUCUCCUUAGGCACCUGUGUUGAAAGCACAGUUGCUGUUUGACAACAAACAAGCAGUGUUUCACGCUGACUCCCAGCAAAGAGAUUCCUCUUUUCUUUCAUUGUGUUGGAUCUGAGUCCUCUUUUCUACCUUUCCCCUCCUGGUCACCCGCUGCGUAGUUAAUAGAACUGGAGGCAAAGUUCAAACUACUCGUCAGUAGUUCUGGCUGUCAGACACACAGAACAACUGACAUUUGUUCAGUUUAAUGGCACCCAGAAGGCCAAGUGACAGAAAUAUGCUGGUCUUGACUUCUAAAAGGACUGGCAUACACAUACCCUGUAUAAAAUGCUGACCCCUCCAUGAAGGGUAGGGCUGCAGUGCCCAGAAAAUGGCAGAUUAUUAAGUGACAAAACUGGAACGGAACUGAAGCAGGUCUCUGCUGUCAAACCACUCUCUUAUGUAUACUUAAAUAUCACACCUAUGUAUAUUAAAUAAAGAUCAGAUCCCAGAGUGGUCACCACAAUGCUCUGGAAAGAGCUUUCCUGGCAGUGGUAGGUAAUAUGUCCAUGGAUUAAAACUAGAUGUGUGCUUACGGAGAAGCUCCCUUUCACAUCUUGUCCUUUGUACCUGUGUAGCUAUGUAGGCAUGUGCCAAGAGGAGGCUGAGAAGGAGAUAGCGUAAGGUAUCACGGCUUUGUGGACCUGGGUGGUCUGUGUAGCACCACCACCGUUAUCAGCUCUUGAGAGUGAAGCCGCCUAGUAUAAAAUGGUCCAUGCUACUUCACCUCAGUUCAGUGUUGAUGUCUGGCCCCAGCCUGCCAAAGCUGUCCUGUUAAUGUUGUGACUCUUGUAGGAUGGACAGUAGUGUGCCAGUAGCAAGGUCUUCCACAUGGAUUUGUGGAGCCAUCUAAGAGGUGUAACUGCACAGGUCUGCAGAGACCUGGCUGCCAGCUUUGCAUGGGCUCUUUUUAAAAGAUCAUUCUUUACAUCUAUUUCUAAUUUGACCGACGAUGGCUCAGAGCGGAACUGAUCUGCAGUAGGUUCAAGAUCCAGUUUUUAAAACUGUGAUUUUCAUUAAUACCUGCUUUUUGCCUUUCAGACAUGGCCAUGCCCAGUUCCCUUUUGUGGGCUGUUGAUAUUUUUGGGAGGGUUUACACUCUGUCUACUGUUGGCCAGUACUGGGAGCUCUGUAAGGACACACAGCUGGAAUUCAAACGGGUCUCUGCUGUCAAACAGUGCUGCUGGGGAAUAGCCUGUGAUCAUCAAGUAUACACCUAUGUGUUCUCGGGUGACGUUCCUAUUAGAUACCAGGAGGAAACCUAUGAGAAUCAGCGUUGGAAUCCAGUUGGUGGCUUUUGUGAGAAAUUACUGCCCAGUGACCGCUGGCAGUGGAGUGAUGUGAGCGGGCUAAAACAUCAGCAGCUUGAUAGUUUCAUACUACCUUCACCACACUGGGAGUGGGAGUCUGACUGGUAUGUGGAUGAAAAUAUUGGAGGGGAACCAACAGAGAAAGGGGGCUGGACUUACGCCAUAGAUUUCCCCAGCACCUACACAAAGGAUAAGAAAUGGAAUUCUUGUGUCAGACGCAGGAGGUGGAUCAGAUACAGGAGAUACAAAUCACGGGACGUUUGGGCAAAGAUCGUAUCACGUGAUGAUCCAGAUCAGUUGCCAGACCCUUUCAAUGACAUCUCCAUUGGAGGAUGGGAAGUCACCGAUGAGCCUCUUGGCCGUUUAUCAGUAUGGGCAGUUUCUUUACAAGGAAAGGUAUGGUACAGAGAAAACGUCUGCCUUCACAACCCAGAAGGUUCCAUGUGGUCCUUAAUCACCACUCCCGGUGAAGUUGUGCAGAUCAGCUGUGGACCAUAUGACCUCCUUUGGGCAACUCUUUGGGAAGGGCAAGCUAUUGUAAGAGAAGGAAUUGAUAGGAAUAACCCUCAAGGAAUUUCCUGGAGUAUUGUGGAGUCUCCAAGCUCUGAAAAUGGGAUUAUGCAUGUCUCCGUGGGUGUUGAUGUGGUGUGGUGUGUUACAAAGGAUAGAAAAGUGUGGUUUAGAAGAGGAGUGAACUCACAUAAUCCUUGUGGAACAAGCUGGAUUGAAAUGGUUGGAGAAAUGAUGAUGGUAACUGUAGGCUUAAAUAACCAGGUCUGGGGAAUCGGCUGUGAUGACAGAGCAAUUUAUUUUCGUCAAGGUGUCACACCAAGUGAGCUCAGUGGGAAGACAUGGAAGGCAAUUGUGUCUGGCCGAGAGAGUGACAGAUCUCAGACUGGGAGCUCAACAAGUCUGCUCAGUGCUGGCUGUUUCUUUACUGAUGACAUUCAGAACCAAACGAACACGAUCAUUCAGGGUGAUGCAGAUACUUCCUCUGAUACAGAGCUUCCAAGUGUACCCAUGAACCUUGCCAAUACUCCUCCAAUGGGAGCUGCAGCCAGCAGCAGCAGUAAUGGCACAGGCAACCAGACAGCAGAAAUGCGUGCAAAUUUUGCUGUGGAUCCUCUGGACUCUGAUCAAGGAGAAGCCACUGUUGCGUCGACUAAUAAUGAGAAAGCUAAUCUUGAAAUGCAUCGAUCUUCUACAAACCCAAAUCCUUCUGCAGAACUGCAGUGGACAAACAUUGACUUGAAGGAGGCCCAAAAGCAUCCAGUCCUCUCCGUCAGCACCUUUGCAGAAACGUCCAGCCUGUCUUCCCUCGGCAUGUUCUCAGUGGGAGCUGAAGAACAGUACGGAGCCGAUGAGCACCCACUGUGGGCCUGGGUGUCUGGGGGAGGCUGUCUUGUGGAUUUGCACAGCCCAUUGAAGUGGUUCACUGUUGCAUCAGGUUUGUCAUCCUCUGUGCAGUCUCUCUCUCUGUCUAUCACUCCAGCACAGACAGCAGCAUGGCGCAAGCAGAUUUUUCAGCAGCUCAGUGAAAGGACAAAGAGGGAACUGGAGAAUUUUAGGCACUACGAACAGGCUGUUGAGCAGUCGGUUUGGGUUAAAACUGGAACCUUGCAAUGGUGGAGGAAUUGGAAGCCUCAUAAAUGGAUGGAUGUUAGAGUCACUCUUGAGCAGUUCACUGGGAGCGAUGGAAUGCGCGACAGCAUCCUGUUCAUCUAUUACAUGUAUCAUGAGGAGAAAAAGUAUAUCCACGUGUUCCUGAAUGAAGUCACUAUUAUAGUUGAAGUUCUGAAUGAAGCCAAGCAUUCCUUUGCACUGUAUACACCUGAACGGACGAAGCAGCGGUGGCCAAUCCGCUUGGCAGCAGCAACAGAGCAAGAAAUGCAUGACUGGCUGUCUUUGCUGAACCUGUCCUGCUGUGAAAGCAGGCGGAUUCAAGGCCCUCCUUCUCACCAUGCCAUUUGGUCAGUUACUUGUAAAGGAGACAUCUUUGUCAGUGAGCCAAGUCCUGAACUGGAGGCCGGACCACACCUGAUGCCGUGCGAUCAAAUGUUUUGGCGUCAAGUUGGAGGUCAUCUCCGAUUGAUAGAGUGCAAUAACCGAGGCAUAGUAUGGGGCAUAGGAUAUGACCACACAGCUUGGGUUUAUACUGGUGGAUAUGGAGGUGGCUUCAUUCAAGGACUGGCCAGUAGUGCUGAUAACAUUUAUACGCAGUCAGAUGUGAAAUGUGUUUACAUCUAUGAGAACCAACGGUGGAACCCAGUCACUGGAUAUAGCAGCAGAGGUCUGCCCACGGACAGAUACAUGUGGAGCGAUGCAUCUGGCCUGCAGGAAUGUACAAAAAUCAAUACCAAGCCUCCUUCUCCGCAGUGGUCUUGGGUAUCCGACUGGUAUAUUGAUUUUAAUACUUCAGGCGGAACUGAUCGGGAAGGCUGGCAGUAUGCAGCAGACUUUCCAGCGUCCUACCAUGGUCACAAGACAAUGAAAGACUUUGUCCGACGGAGGCGCUGGGCAAGGGAACAUCCUGGCUUCAUGUGGGAACAGAUCAGCCCUUCAUUUCCAUCUCAAUUGGAGCGUUUUACCAAGUGUGGGCUAUUGCUAGAGAUGGUUCUGCCUUCUAUCGGGGUUCAGUGUCUCCAAAGAAACCUGCAGGUGACUGUUGGUACCAUAUUCCUUCACCUCAAAAACAGAAGUUAAAACAAGUCUCAGUAGGACGAACAUCCGUGUUUGUGUUGGAUAAAAAUGGCAAUCUUUGGUACCGGCAAGGUAUCACACCAAGCUACCCUCAAGGCUCUACUUGGGAUCCUGUUUCAAAUAAUAUCCGUAAAAUGUC
Molecule: messenger RNA, 5589 nt
Organism: Egretta garzetta (little egret)
Lineage: Eukaryota; Metazoa; Chordata; Aves; Pelecaniformes; Ardeidae
Gene: TECPR1
Product: tectonin beta-propeller repeat containing 1
Exons: 21
Coding region: 2484-5453 (989 amino acids)
Cellular component (GO): membrane
Source: RefSeq, a predicted model, not a curated record